Bombina bombina (fire-bellied toad) is the source of this 863-nucleotide messenger RNA. It is a transcript of the gene RGCC, whose product is annotated as regulator of cell cycle. Gene Ontology annotation, molecular function: protein kinase binding; protein kinase activator activity. The transcript is spliced from 5 exons. Gene Ontology annotation, cellular component: cytoplasm. The record is from RefSeq and is a predicted model, not a curated record. Bases 137 to 526 code for a protein of 129 amino acids. Gene Ontology annotation, biological process: regulation of cell cycle. NCBI's taxonomy places the organism in Eukaryota, Metazoa, Chordata, Amphibia, Anura, Bombinatoridae.
AUAGAGUGUAGAAGACAGCGACUCGGGUAUCACUGGAGUGUGGAACAUUUGUUGCCUGUAUCUUUACGAAUCGCAGCAGGUUAUAACCAAACCAUUCCUUUUGCUUUCAAAGGAUUCCAUAAUAUUAGCUGAAGUCAUGAAGUCCCCCAAAGUGAAGGCUGCAGGCAGAAGAACUACCUUAAUUGAAGAUGAUGAUUUAAAUGAGGUGCUAUGCGAAUUUGAUGCGGUCAUAGCAGAUUUCUCUUCUCCCUUCAACAAGAGACGCUUUCGAUAUGAUGAGCACCUCCAAACAAUGAAAAGAAGAAGUAGCGCCAGCAUCAGUGACAGUGGAAUCAGCGACUCCGAAAGUGCUGAUUCUCUUAAUAGAAACAGUUUUAGCUUCAGUGAUGAAAAGCUCAAUUCUCCUACACUGUCCUCUCCAACACUGUGUUCUCCAGUAGAUACACCUAGGAAAGCAAAACUUGGAGAUACAAAAGAGUUGGAAGACUUCAUUGCUGAUCUUGACCGAACACUAGAAAGUAUGUGAAAUGGUUUGAUUUAUAAAAAUAUUACAAAAGGCCAGACAGCCUCAUGAAGUGUGUACAUAGUGUUACAAAGCCACACCAGCUGAAGACCGGACUUUAUUCAUGUUAUAUUCGUUCUUAGAAUAUGACUUUGCUGCAUGAAUUUAGAAAAAAAAAGAAAUUUAAUACUUUAAAGAAGAUACAGCUGUUCUGUAUUUUUGUACUUAAAUAUUGCAUAUGUGUAAUUUAAAUAGCUUUUAUGAAGAUAAUUUGUAAUAUUAUUAUAUAGUUGAAGAAAAAUGUAAUAAAGCUUUUUUCAUUAUAAUAUAUUUUUGUAUACAAAUAAAACAAUUAAUGUUG